Glycine soja is the source of this 1561-nucleotide messenger RNA. RefSeq names its product origin of replication complex subunit 2-like. NCBI's taxonomy places the organism in Eukaryota, Viridiplantae, Streptophyta, Magnoliopsida, Fabales, Fabaceae. The record is from RefSeq and is a predicted model, not a curated record. The transcript has 6 exons. Gene Ontology annotation, molecular function: DNA replication origin binding. Gene Ontology annotation, biological process: DNA replication. Gene Ontology annotation, cellular component: nuclear origin of replication recognition complex; nucleus. The coding region runs from base 82 to 1182 and encodes 366 amino acids.
GGGAAAAUCGUCUAGGGCACACAAGUGCAUAGAGAAAGAAAGAGAGAAUCGUGUUUCCGUCAAACAAACACUGAUUCAACGAUGGACGCCAAUGGCAAUUGGGAAGAGGACGAUGACGAGGAGUUCGAGUUCUCACGGAACUAUUUUCUGGCCAAGGAACUCGCCUCCUCCUCCGCCAAGAAAUCGAAACACAAGCUCACCGACAUCGAUGUCGUUGAUGAACAGGAAUUGAGGGAUGCCGCGUCGAAAAUUGAACCCAAUCAUGAAUACGAGAUCACUCUCUUGUUGGAUUCGUACAAAACCAUGUAUCCUGAAUGGAUUUUUGCGCUAAGGUGCGGUUUUGGGCUUCUGAUGUAUGGAUUUGGAUCAAAGAAGGCUCUGAUUGAAGAUUUUGCUUCAACAGAGCUGACAGAGUAUUCUGUAGUUGUCAUUAAUGGAUAUCUUCAAACCAUUAACUUGAAACAGGUUGUUAUAGCCUUAGCUGAAGUUCUGUGGGACCAAAUGAAAGCUAAACAAAGGGUUUCCCACCGGGACUUACCCAAGAGCCAGCAGCCAUCCAAUUCUCAAUCCAUGGACGAUCUUCUUACAUUUUUGGAUCAAGCAGAAAUAGAGGAUGGUGAUUUUUUUGUUUGUGUUGUUAUUCACAAUAUUGAUGGACCUGGAUUAAGGGACUCUGAAACCCAACGAUAUCUUGCUCGACUAGCUGCUUGUGCCCGGAUUCGUGUUGUUGCCUCUAUUGACCAUGUUAAUGCUCCUCUGUUUUGGGACAAGAAUAUGGCUCAUACACAGUUCAAUUGGUGCUGGUAUCACGUUCCUACUUUUGCUCCUUACAAGGUGGAAGGCAUGUUUUAUCCUAUGAUUCUUGCACAUGGUAGCGCCAGCCAAACUGUCAAAACAGCUACUAUAGUUUUGUUAAGUUUGACACGCAAUGCUCAGAGUGUAUUCAAAAUUCUUGCAGAACAUCAACUCUCUCACCCUGACGAAGGAAUGCCAAUCAGUGAUCUCUACUCAGUCUGUCGAGAACGUUUCCUUGUUAGCAGUCAGAUUACACUGAAUUCCCAUUUGACUGAAUUUAAAGACCAUGAACUGGUCAAGAUUAAGAAGCAUUCUGAUGGUCAAGAUUGUUUGCACAUCCCUCUGACAGCAGAAGCACUUCAGAAAGUUGUGCUCGAGAUCAAUUAGUAGAUUCAAAAUUGGAUGAUAAGCAGGCACUGUUUAUUGAAUGAAAAUCCAAUUAUUUGAAGCUCGUUCUUGAUGGGAACCUAAUCUUUGAGUUUACAAACUAGUUUUAUGAAGAAAUUUAUAAUCAUUUAGGUUAGCCCCCCACCCCCCCAACUGAGGUAUUGUUUGAUAAAAGGCAUAAAAGCAAGUCAAUCUGCCACCUUCUAAGUGAAGUCAUAGGUCGGGUUGUUUGCGGUCAUGAAAUCUGUCAAGCAAACAACCCAUUGGACAGUGUGUCUUUAUCGUCCAUUUGCAUUGAUUGUGUACCAUUUGAUAAUUUUUCCAAUUGAGAUGCGUGCAUGUGGUAUGAAAAAUGAAAAGACAAAUGAUUUUUCUUCCA